Messenger RNA from Symbiodinium sp. CCMP2456, 2458 nucleotides. NCBI's taxonomy places the organism in Eukaryota, Dinophyceae, Suessiales, Symbiodiniaceae. The record is from the annotation of a GenBank genome assembly.
AUGACAAAGGCAACAAAGAGCCAACACACGAACAAGCUGAAGCAGAAGCAGGAAAGCACAGCUGCGAUGAUGUCACAACGAGAAGGCCUCCGCUUGCUCGACGACUGGAGCGAAAGCUUCGUGGUAUCACAGGAGGAAGCGAUCGUGAUCUACAACAAUCUUUUCAGGCUCAAGGAUCGCCUGAAGAAAUCAUCCGGGACGCCGGCGGGCACAAGCAUGCAAUCCGUGAGCAAUGCCUUCCACAUGUGGCUCGGGAAGUGGCACUACUUCUGGCAGAUUUUCACCCUCGGCCUCGUCUUCGUGGACUUCCUGGCCGUACCCAUCAAUCUCGCCUGGGCAGAUGAAAGCCGGGGCUCGGAGUUGAUGGUGGCCUAUUUCCGCGUCGCACCGUUUCUGUGGGGCUCCGAUGUCAUCAUGUCCUUCGUGCCGGGGCUUCUGGAGAAGUCGGUUGAAGCGGGCUUCAACCGGGUCAAGUCCUACAUCUCCAGGAGGUUCUUCAUCGAUGUCGGCCUGGUGGUCUUAGACUUCGUGCUACUCAAUGGGCUCUUGAACGAGAACUUCCGAGCGUUCAGCCUCAUUCGCCUAUCUCGGAUCACGAAGUUCAAAGGUGUGGUCGGCUCGUGGGAGAAUCGGCUGGCGGCGUCAGGGAACAUGCGAUUCGUGCUGUACCUCACGAUCUUCCAAGCCAUCGCGAGGGUGCUGGCCGUGAACCACGUGCUAGCCUGUUUAUUGUAUUACGUUGGCCGUAUCGGCGAUGAAAAUGGGUUGCCGAACUGGAUCGUGCGCUAUGGCGUCUCCGACUUCAGCACAAUAUUCAAGUACAUGCUCUGCUUCAACUGGGUGAUUGCGGAAUACACGCCUGCACCCUUCCCGUAUCAGCCGCAGAACGAGUACGAGCAGGCCGUCAUCAUCGUGAUCAUCCUCUCCUGUCUGCCUCUGUUGGGAGCUCAGAUCGGAAAGAUCAGUGGCACGUUGAACCUGCUCACAGAGAAGGCCAAAGAGCGGGACACGGUGCGCAGAGAUCUGCAGAGGUGGCUCUUCAAGACAAAUGCCCCGGAGCGGCUGACUACCCGCAUGCUGGACUCUCUGAACGACGUGCUUCAGUCGAAGGACUCGCCCUUGGACGUGAAACAGCCCAUCGCGCUGAAGUUCCUUCCAUCCACUCUGCUGGAGGAGUUGCACAUCGUGAAAAUCCGCGACAAGCUCUCCAUCCAUGGCCUCUUCAAGAUGCUGAUGAACGACCGCAUCGGUAUCGCGGGUCCCUUGGCCACGGCCUUUCGGACCGUGAACUUCGUCCAGGGUGAGGACGUCUUCGCGCACGGAAAGAAAGCCGAAGGUGAGGUCUUACCACCCAAUGAGGAUACGUGGCUGGCCGAGCUCUGCCUUUACUCGCAGAUGACCCACGCCUCGAACUAUUCCAAGAUCCUGACGGCGCCGGUGCUGGAGUUUGUUAAUGCGGUCCAGGGUUCCCCUGCCGCCGUGGUCGCCGUGCACGAGUACGCGACGCGACUCCUGAACCUUUAUGCAAAGCAGAAGGAGACGAUGGGUUGGGAGAUGAUGUCGGAAGACGUGACAGAGGUGGCAGUUCAGCACACCCAGCUUUCCGACCUCCUCGAGCCGGGGACCGGGCGAAUGAAUCAGUUCAAGAGCAGCGAGGAAUUAGACUUUUCUGGCGCUGUGGCUACUUUGGUUCGCAAGGAGCUCUCGAAUGACGACAUCAUCGAGAAUAUCAAGGAGCAGUUUCCGGAACUUCGAGAAAGACGCUUGCAAGCGUUUAGGGACUUCUCGAAGCUUUGCCCUCCCAGCGAGCGCCGGACGCCAGAGCAGGUCUUAAACUAUGCCAUCUCGCAUCUGGAUGCGUUCCUGCCCUCCAUGGCUUGCUUGCGCGGCGAUGCCUACGACUACUUGGUUUCAACGGCACGGAUGCUCAAGGAGUUCAAUUUCGCUCAGCUGCUGCAGGGUGAGAACAACCCGCACUCGGUCUGGCUGCUGCAGUGCAGCCUGCAAGAAGAGGGAGAGAAGGUGUUUGGCAUCUACCUCUUUGUGCAGGUGUGCAUGCUGUGCGGCGUGACGGGACAUGUGACACUGAAGGGUUCCAUGUUCCUGAAUGAGCUGAAUGGCCGCUCCUUGCUAAAAGGCCUCGCUUGCCUGCAGCACGUCUCGGAUGAGGAGCCUCAGACCGUCUAUUGGAGAUACAUUGCAAGCCGUGCACAGGCGCUGAAUCUCCAAGUCAAGACGCCGAGUCACCUUGUCCUGGCACGCCUCGCUUGUCUGACGCGGACGGUGGAGUCCGAUGCAUUGCAAAACUUAGCUUCUGACUGGGAGACACUUACGGCGGCGGAGAAAGACGCGCUUUACGAGAUUUUCCUCACGGACGGUCUCUACCACAAGGCUUUUAUCUUCCUCUACCUGCCGAUGUUCUUGACCAAUGCCGUGGCAAACCUUGACUUGGGCCUAC